CACUUCUAUGAAAUUGAUUCUUUGUAAAUUAGAGAUUUGACUCUUAUCUCAACUUUGUAAAAACUUCCAAAUAAACAUAAAAAUGAUGUUUUUAGAGUUGUUAAAAAAUGACCAAAUUCGAAAAAACGACUUGAAAUCAAACAUGAUCCAAUCUGAUUAACCUAAAAAAAAAAAUCACGCAAACCUAUCCUAAUAUCAACUUGAUACUCAAAUUAACCCAAUAGUUCAAGAUUCGAACUCAAACCAUACCCAACCCAAGAAGGACCCCUACACCCAACCCAAGAGCACCCCACACCAGAGGCAUAUCUUAGUUAGUUUAAAAACCUACAAGCUUGCGCUAACAUCACGCGGUUUUUGGCUUUCAUAUGUUAGUUGGUAGUUAAAAUAGUACAAGUAGCCAGCUAACCUUGCCCAAAACAAAACGUUGUGGUUCCCACGGUACAAAGCUUUGCACCCUCUUCGUUUACUAGGUCUUCUAAUUUUGUCCCCAUUACAAUCAAUUAAAAAUGUAUACAAAGCAAACAUCUUUCUAAUCCAUGAAAACUAAAACAUUAACAUUCAUCAAACUUGUAGUACAAUGAGGCACGUCCUAAUUCAUGUCAUUUUCUUCAUUCUUCACUUAGUUGCUCCCCACAACUUCUUUUCUCCCCACCUUCCUCCUCUACCUGCCAUCCACAAUUUUUUGCAAAGACUCCUCAAAAACCCAAAACAACAAAAAACCAAACCAAAACUUUUUCUUUUUUUUUGUCUUCUGGCUUUGGCCUUUUUUUGUUUUGGCUUACCCUCCAUGAGCACCACCACCAUCACCACCACCACGGCCGCCAUUACGGCCAUGUGACACCCUUAAUCCACCAUUACACCAUACAUUAUUUUUCCUCAAAAUAACCAAAAAUUUAGUACACUAUGAUCUUCAAAAGAGGACCGUCCUUCUCCUCGCUCCUCAUCAUUAUUUUUUCAACCCUCCUUAUUACUCCCACACCCACCACCAUUCAUGCUCAAACUUCUCCUGCUAGCGCGCCUUCUCCUUCUUCCUCACCCACUUCUCCAUCACCUAUAACAACAAAAUACACCUCCAAAGACACCAUCUUAAUCGCGUGUGGCGCUCAAGACGACGUCGCUCUACCCGAUGGACGGAUGUUUAAGUCCGAUCCAUCAACGGUUAGAUUUCUAAAUAGUGAUGAGGAUGUCAAAGUUAACGUUAAAACACUUCCUCCACCACCUAAAGACGAUGUUCCUUCGUCUCAUCUACCACCACCUCCAUCACUACCACUAUACAAUUCUGCUAGAAUCUUCCCUGAUGCAGCUACCUACAAGUUCCCUAUUUCUCAACAAGGGUUUCACUUCAUCCGUCUUUACUUCCUUCCUAUCCCUCACCCUUCCUACAACCUCUUAACCUCCGUUUUUCGUGUUACAGCUGAAAACUUUGUACUCCUACAUGACUUCACUCUCCCUACUCCUACACCAACCUUUAAAGAAUACCUCAUUAACCUCACUUCUGAUACACUCACCCUUAAAUUCUCACCUAAGAAAAACUCCUUCGCUUUCAUCAACGCCAUCGAGGUGAUCUCUGUUCCUCAUGACCUCAUUGCGGAUACUGCCUCAACGGUCCCAUCUACUGGGACCGUUGAGGGUGUAGCCCUCCAUGCGUUUGAGGUAGCCCUCCGACUUAACGUCGGUGGGCCACUCGUUACGCCUAGGAAUGACACAUUAUGGAGGACUUGGCAUCCGGAUGAGAAGUUUAAUGCUUUUCCUCAAGGAGCUACUAGGGUUGGGAUUGAUCCAGCGAAAGUUCAAUACCCUGAGGGUGGAGCUACCAUGUAUAUUGCUCCGCCAUGGGUGUAUGCUACGGCGGCUCAGAUGUCGGAUGCUGAUACUGUUAAUGCUAACUUCAAUCUUACAUGGAAGAUGCCUGUUGAUGACUCUUAUGAUUAUCUUGUUAGGCUACAUUUUUGUGACGUUGUGAGUACUGCUUUGAAUGAUUUAUACUUCAAUGUGUAUGUCAAUGGGAUGAUGGGUGCUUCUAGUUUCGACUUGUCUUCCCUCACUUCGGAUUUAUCUACCGCAUAUUACAGGGAUUUUGUGAUCAACUCCACAACCAUCACUAAUGGAUUGAUCGAGAUCCAGGUGGGGCCGCUCCCAAACAGCGACUCGAACGAGCCGAACGCAAUCCUCAAUGGGGUGGAGGUGAUCAAGAUGAGCAACUCCGCAGGCAGCCUAAACGGGUUGUUUGAUGUCGAAGGAAACUACAUGGGUGCAGCCACGGGAUCCAAGACAAUGAAGACCUUGGCUGUGGCAGGGUUAGUGAUGGGAAUGGUGGCUUUGCUACUAGUCAUAGUCAUGUUUGUAAGGUGGCAAAAGCGGCCUCGAGACUGUGAGAGAAGUAACAGCUUCUCAUCUUGGCUUCUUCCCCUCACAUCUAGCCACACAAGCUUCCUCUCAAGCAAAAGCUCGAUGACUACACCGUCUAAGAGAAGCUCGUUGUUUGGCUCUCGUAAGAGCAACAUGUUUUCCUCCACAAACCAAGGAGUUGGGAGGUUUUUCAGCUUUAAUGAGCUUCAAGAUGCUUGUAACAAUUUCGACGAAAAUGUUGUCAUUGGAGUUGGUGGUUUCGGGAAGGUUUACAUGGGUCAAUUAGACGAUGGGACUAAAGUUGCUAUUAAGCGAGGUAACCCACAAUCUGAGCAAGGGAUCAAUGAGUUUCAAACCGAAAUUCAGAUGCUCUCUCAGCUUAGACAUAGGCACCUUGUGUCCCUCAUUGGUUAUUGUGAUGAGAACGCAGAGAUGUGUUUAGUGUAUGAAUUUAUGUCGAAUGGAGUGCUUCGAGAGCACUUAUAUGGAUCCAAGCUCAACAUCCCCUUGUCAUGGAAGCAGAGGCUUGAGAUUUGUAUUGGAUCGGCUCGUGGACUACACUACCUACACACGGGUGCAGCUCAUUGUAUUAUCCAUCGAGAUGUGAAGACAACGAACAUACUUCUUGAUGAGAAUUUAGUGGCUAAAGUGAGUGAUUUUGGGCUAUCUAAAGCCGCUUGCCUAAUGGAGCAAACUCAUGUGAGUACAGCCGUAAAGGGUAGUUUUGGUUAUCUUGAUCCAGAGUAUUUCCGUAGACAACAACUUACCGAGAAGUCAGAUGUAUACUCGUUUGGGGUUGUCCUUCUUGAAGUCCUGACCGCGCGCCCUGCUAUAAACCCGGCCUUGCCAAGGGACCAGGUGAACUUGGCUGAGUGGGGUAUGUCAAACUACAGAAAAGGGAAUCUUGAGAAGAUAGUAGAUCCCAAUUUGCAAGGAACAAUUUCCUCUGGUUCAUUGAAGAAGUAUGUUGAAGCAGCUGAGAAAUGCUUGGCUGAGUAUGGUGUUGAUAGGCCAUCAAUGGGAGAUGUGUUGUGGAACUUGGAGUACGCUUUGCAACUACAAGAAGCGAGCUCGAAAAUCGAUGUAGCUGAGGAAAAGAGCUCGUUGUUGAUCCCCUUAGAGACGGCUCCAAUCAUGGGUAUAGAUGGAGUACUACAAGAUAGUAGUGCUCCAACUAGUGAUGAUCAUACUGAAGUUGCUGCUUCUGCAUUCUCACAAAUAGGCAAUUUUCAAGGGAGGUGAAAUCUAUGACAUUUUAUAUACUAAAGAACAAGGGAUACAUGAAAUUUAGGUUGAUUGAAAAAUGAAAUUAAAUACUUCUUUUUUUGAUAUUACAAGCUCGGCCUGGCCAUAGCUUUGCAACAAAAUUGUGUAGUGUGGAACAUUAUAAUUCGUUUGUUCUUUUCUUUUUUUAUUGGAAGGUUUUCCAAAUUUUAUUGGAAUAUUAUGUUAAUAA
Molecule: messenger RNA, 3805 nt
Organism: Beta vulgaris subsp. vulgaris (sugar beet)
Lineage: Eukaryota; Viridiplantae; Streptophyta; Magnoliopsida; Caryophyllales; Amaranthaceae
Product: probable receptor-like protein kinase At5g61350
Exons: 2
Coding region: 904-3591 (895 amino acids)
Biological process (GO): protein autophosphorylation
Cellular component (GO): plasmodesma; plasma membrane
Molecular function (GO): transmembrane receptor protein tyrosine kinase activity; ATP binding
Source: RefSeq, a predicted model, not a curated record